Molecule: messenger RNA, 1783 nt
Organism: Lepisosteus oculatus (spotted gar)
Lineage: Eukaryota; Metazoa; Chordata; Actinopteri; Semionotiformes; Lepisosteidae
Source: RefSeq, a predicted model, not a curated record
CAGACCUGAGUCCUACAGAACACCUGUGGGAUCGGCUUUAUAAUACUAUCAGCAGGAGACAACCGCCACAAGCCACCAUUCACCAGCAGCUGCAGCUGGGCAGGAAGAGUGGCGGAACAUCCCACAGCUGUCUGUCCAGCCCUGCGUGUCAGGAAUACUUAGGAAGGUCAUACGGACAAAAACAAUCUUUUUGUCUGCUCAUUUUGAUUCACGUUUUGAUAGUGAUUAAUAUGUAUGUCCAAACCAUUUGAUUAAAUCUAGAACACACACAUUUCUUUAAUGUAUGAGUUUCUUCUCAGUAUUAGUAAAAUGUAGCUCAUGUAAAGCAGAGAAAAGAGGAAUGGGAUUAUUGUAGCAAGCUGAAAAAGGCAUUUAUAUUCCUUCUUGGAAAAGCUGGCAAAUUAUUGAUUUAAGACAGGUGUCUUUAAUGGGGUAAAAAAGAUUUUUCAAAGAAAGACUGCCAGGUUUUUAAGCGCUCUGUUAUGCAGCACAAGCAUAUUUCUGAGUUUUUUUUCAUCAGUUUUGUAAGCAUGCUCUUGGUGGUGCAUUUGGCGAAGUCAGUUUUUGAUACAGAGGAGUGUUUGUCGUUUGUACAACUAACGACUAUUUCUUUUUGCUUCCCUGUUUUUUUUUUUGCAGUUGACUUUUUGGCAAAAUACUGCAUUUUCAGCCCGGAGAAGUUGGCUGUGUUUAAAAGAGCUUUUGAAGUGGCAGACAACGACAGGGAUGGCUAUCUCACUUGCUUUCAAGUUCUUCUGGCGCUGAAAGAGAUUAUUCCCCCGGAGGCCCUGAGUGACGCUGAAGAGAUUUACGUUUACAGGAUUUUGGAAAUGGUGGACUAUCACAUAACAGAUGGCCUGACAGACCUCAAGCUCUUCGCCGUGAUGGCCAGCUUGGCGCAGAAAAUAACCACACUGGACGACUUCAUGAGAUCCCUCAUUGGCACACUGGACUUUAAAGCACUGGAGCUGAAGCUGUACAAAGCCAAACAACUGUUCCUGUGCAACAUGGACGCCCGGACGCGCACCAUCAGCGCGCAGCAGCUGCUCGUGGAGCUGAAGGCCGGCGGGAUUCGCGAGGAGCACGAGCAGGCAGUGCGCCGCGAGCUGAGGCACAUCCGCUCCCUCGACCUGCUGGGCUUCCUCACCUACCUGCCGCUCUUCCUGCUCAUUCACAGCUCCGUCGUCGCCAACCCGCUGGACGACUCGAAGACACUGUGACCCCGAGAGGGCGUGCGACCCCCGGCGCCGGGCAGGCGGCUGGUGGCCGAUCUCCAGUCGGUGGUGAUUAAACGGGAUUCGUGCGAUGUGAUCCCACUCCGUGGGUCUGAUUAAACGCGAGUUCUUCAGUGCGAAACCUCGGGAGGGGUGAAGGCGGCCGAGCUAAUGAAGCCCCGGCUGCCGCAACUCACAAAUAAUCCUGACGUGACGGCCUCAGCUCUCCCCCGUACCUCCCUUCACCCCUGCACCUGUCCCUUGGUCGUCUUUCACCAGACAGGGGGUCCUGGACUCGUCGGGCCCGAGAGCCCCCUACACACCCUGGGCUCCUCGUGCAGCGACGUGCUGGCAGGCCACCGGUUUGUUUGCACGUCCGAACAGUAGACCCUGGCGCGGGGCACGCCUGAGAGGCGCUGCUCCGGCACUCGCAGACAGGAGCGUGAUCUCAGGCGAGCUAGCAUACGCGACUGCUGGCUUUUCUACAGCCUGAGGUUCGCUUCACGUGUUGAAAGUGUAGCAGCGCAAUGGGCCGGCGGACUGUCUAAGGUUAGAGUGAAGAAAGUCUG